UAUGCGCACGACCAGUAGACCGGUGAACGCGCACGACAACACACAGUGUAAAAUGAUGGAUGCGGGGAUUUUUGUGUGCGUGUGAUAUAGAUGAACUCCUGCAGGUCUAAUUGCUGCUGUUGGACGCACAUCUUGCUGCUGCAGUGGUGAGACCCAGUGCAGACGUCAUUAAAGGGACCAGACCACAGCCGCCCCUCAUCAUCCAGACUCAUCCUCCACCGAGCGUGUCCAACAUGACGGCCAACAGCCGCUCCAGGAGCCGUGCGCCCCGGUCAGAUGAUGGAGAGGAAAAGGACUAUGUUGGUUUUGCGACGCUGCCCAACCAGGUGCACAGGAAGUCUGUGAAAAAAGGAUUUGACUUCACCCUCAUGGUGGCAGGGGAGUCUGGUCUGGGUAAAUCCACCCUGGUGAACAGCUUGUUCCUCACUGAUCUGCAUAAAGACAGAAAACUACUCAAUGCUGAGGAGCGCAUCAGUCAGACGGUUGAGAUCACGAAGCACACAGUGGACAUCGAAGAGAAGGGGGUGAAGUUGAAACUAACUAUUGUGGACACCCCGGGUUUUGGGGACGCUGUCAACAACACAGAGUGCUGGAGGCCUGUCACGGACUACAUCAAUCUGCAGUUUGAACAGUACUUCAGGGAUGAGAGCGGACUCAACAGGAAAAACAUCCAGGACAACAGGGUGCACUGCUGCCUGUAUUUCAUUCCACCGUUCGGACACGGGCUUCGUCCAGUUGAUGUGGAGUUCAUGAAGGCCCUGCAGGACAAGGUUAAUGUUGUUCCUCUCAUCGCUAAGGCAGACUGUCUCACUCCCAGUGAGAUAAAGAAACUCAAAGAGCAGUUGAGAGAGGAGAUAGGUAAGUAUGGGAUAAAGAUCUACCAGUUCCCUGACUGCGACUCUGAUGAAGAUGAGGGGUUCAAGCAGCAAGAUAAAGAGCUGAAGGAGAGCACUCCGUUUGCAGUGAUCGGCAGCAACACUGUGGUAGAAGCCCGAGGUCAGAGGGUGAGAGGGAGGCUCUACCCCUGGGGCAUCGUGGAGGUGGAGAACCCGUCCCACUGCGACUUUGUGAAGCUCAGGACCAUGCUGAUCAGAACCCACAUGCACGACCUGAAGGACAUCACCAAUGACUGCCACUACGAAAACUACAGAGCUCAGUGCAUCCAGACCAUGACCAGUAAGAUGAAUGCAGACAAGCGGGUGGAGAGCCCCAUCCCAAUCCUGUCGCUGCCCACUCCAGAUGUGGAGACUGAGAAAAUCAUCAAAAUGAAAGAUGAAGAACUGAAGAGGAUGCAGCAGAUGCUCCAGAAGAUGCAGCAGCAGAUGCAUGAGCAGGACCUGUGACCUCUGACCUUUUAUUUAGGAGACAAACCAAGAGGGUCAAACACAGCAAUGAUUGAUACUUUCCCUAAUGCCAUCUCUUCAGAGGACGAAAUUAAGAAAUGUUUCGUUCAAUAUUUUACCUGAUAUUCAAAGCACUGGUCACAAAGAAACUGUAGAGGAAUGACAGCAUGCUGGCAGAUGUAUUUUAAUUUAAUUAAAAUGUUUUGGCAUGAUAGAACCUUACAGAAAAUAGUUUAUUAUUUAUUGCAGUCUUUAGCCAAGUGAGUUAAGUUAAGCAAUAGAGUUGAUUUUACUUUGUUACCUUUAGAUCACAGUAGAUUCCCAAGUACUUGAAAUACUUAAUGAGAUGAAUGCAGCACACCCCCAAUGCUGAUCCUCCAAAUACUGUUUAAAAUCUUUAACCAUGAAUCUGACCAAACCAAAUUGUAUUGCAAUGUACAAUCAGAACUGUAAUCAUCAAAGAUGCAAAGCUAAUGUAAAAUCAAUCCCACAUGCAAAGUACUAAUUCAAUUUUGAGAGCACUUUUGUUGAGUCUGGCUGCAUGAUAUACAGAAUUACAUCAUCAACAUUAUCAUUAAUUCUCCAUCUGCCAUAGCGGUUACAGAUAUUAUCACAUGUAUUUCAAUCAUAGACUGUAUGUAGAGAGAGACGUCUCCACUUCCUCUCACUAUCCAGAAACGAGGUGAACCUAUCUUGGAUACUGCUGCCAUGUUUUGCGCAUUUGAGCCAGAGUCUGUAAAGUAGUGAUCGUGGGAUGAAGCCCUGGUAGCGAGGAACCACCGAUUCGCUGACUUCACCGAUGUGUGGGUCUCAGCUGUCAACCAUGACGUUUCACCCGCUUUUAUAGCAUCAAAUAACUAACUGCAUCAAAUAACUACACUCCAGCACAUUCCUCUGGCAAGGCCCAACAAUCCCAAUCAAGCUGCACCAAAUUUUCACACACUAGAUGACGAAAAUGUUGAAAAAAAAACCUACCUCCCUACCUAUGGAUCCUUGCCUGACCCAUACAACAUCCUUCCACCAAGUUUAGUGUUCAGUCGUUUUUGUUUAAUCUUUCUUACAAACAAACAAUAUAACAUACAAACAAACAUACAGGGGUGAAAACACAACCUCCCGGGCGGAGAUAAUUAAAACCAAACUUACCGCAAAUACAUAAAUACAACACCUAAAUAAGAAUUGCCUAAAAUGACAUAAACCAUCUUUGUGAAAAAUGUAUCUGAUGUGUACUUUGUCCUUGUCCGAUCCACUAACAUGGAUGAGACAGGAUUUAUCACCUAUACUGCAGUACGCCACCAGGUGGUGAUCGAGACUUUGGCUUCACAUUUAGGGAGUUGUCAUGUCGUCUGUCUUCAUAUAUAUAUAUAUAUAUAUAUAUAUUCCUGGUGCAGAUACGUAUGCAGUAGAUGUAAAUUAAAAACAUUAAAGGAAAUUUGAUUGACUUUAUGUUGAUAGUAAUAAUAACUUUUGUUUAUAUAGCACUUUUCAAAGUAAAACAGGGUAAGUGAGGGUUAAAUAAUAUAACACUUGAUUUUAUAUGCUAUUGAGUAAAUGUGUGGAUUGACUUAACUGAUGAUUGAUGAUUCUGUGUUGUUUAAUAUUUUUCAAAAACCAAACUGUCCUAAAUUUAUGUAUUUGUACUAAUUUUUUUAACUGCAUUUUAAGACAGUUUUAAUUAGAAGGACUUGAGGGUUGUCUCAAAGCCACUGCAGUUAAAUGAAAGACAGCUUAAUCAGCAACAUAACCUCCUUCAUGUUUAUAGUUUAUAAUCACCUUUGUGUUAAGAAAUGCGUAAUGUUGAAUUAAUUCUGUUAAUAAACUAAAAGCUGCAUUGAAAA
Molecule: messenger RNA, 3178 nt
Organism: Hippoglossus stenolepis (Pacific halibut)
Lineage: Eukaryota; Metazoa; Chordata; Actinopteri; Pleuronectiformes; Pleuronectidae
Gene: sept5b
Product: septin 5b
Exons: 12
Coding region: 234-1343 (369 amino acids)
Biological process (GO): cytoskeleton-dependent cytokinesis; regulation of exocytosis
Cellular component (GO): synaptic vesicle; cell division site; septin ring
Molecular function (GO): GTP binding; GTPase activity; molecular adaptor activity
Source: RefSeq, a predicted model, not a curated record